Molecule: messenger RNA, 1107 nt
Organism: Microsporum canis CBS 113480
Lineage: Eukaryota; Fungi; Ascomycota; Eurotiomycetes; Onygenales; Arthrodermataceae
Product: anaphase-promoting complex subunit 10
Exons: 1
Coding region: 1-1107 (368 amino acids)
Biological process (GO): anaphase-promoting complex-dependent catabolic process; protein K11-linked ubiquitination
Cellular component (GO): anaphase-promoting complex
Source: RefSeq, a predicted model, not a curated record
AUGCCGCGCCGUGGCCCGCACGCACCGUCCGCGGCUUUUCCCUCUGGCGACGGCGCCUCAGUCUCGACGGCGAGGAUCCCGCAGCUCUUGCCGUCGUAUACGCCGCAGCAGAGGGCCCGCGGCCAGCAGCCGGUGACGCCUGGGUCGGACGAGGACGACGAGGAGGACGAGGAGGACGAUCCCGUCGAGGAAGAUUCAGCCGUCGAGGACGAUCCCGUCGAGGACGAUUCAGCCGUCGAAGGCCAGAGCUACGAGGGUGUGUCUCGUAUCGUUGUACUGUGUACCGUCCAAGAGCAAACGCUAACUCCUUACAAAGAUAUAGAAGACAUAGAAGACAUAGAGAGACACGCUUCAGCCCCCGUUCCGCCCAACCUGCGCGAGAUCUCGUCGCUCGCGUCAUGGACCGUCUCGACAUACAAACCCGGCAGCGGUGUGGCCGCCCUCCGCAACCCGUCUCCCAACCAGUUCUGGCAGUCCGACGGGCCCCAGCCGCACACCCUCGCCCUGCACUUCUUCAAGCGUGUCUCCAUCGUCCGGAUACGCGUCUACCUCGACUUUGAGCUGGACGAGAGCUACACGCCUACCAAGAUGGUCUUCCUGGCCGGCAUGGGCGGCAACGACCUCGUGGAAUUCGCCACAUGGCAGGGGGAGACGCCCUGCGGAUGGGUCGACAUCAGCCUGGACGGGGUCGGAGGCAGACACCAGAGAGCCAGUCGGCCCGCCCGGACGGAGAGACGACGAACCAGGAAACCUGCCCUGUCCGACGGGUCGGAGUCCGACGAUGAAACCGACAGCGACGGCCCUGCGUACGACGGGCCCGAGGACGGGGACGAUCCGUCGGACGGUAACGUCUUGAAGCUGAUGGUCCUGCAGGUAAAGGUGUGCGAGAACCACCAGAACGGGAAGGAUACGCAUGUCCGCGGGUUCCAGGUGUUUGCUCGAGACGACAGGUACUACGCCCGCAUGGGCAGGGCGGAUAACGGCCAGAAGCUGCUCCACCACGAUCUUGGGGCCGGCAUGCUACACUCCGACGAUGGCGAGCAGGAGCCCGACAGCGCUCCAAGGUUCGACGAGGAGGACUGGAUGAUGGAGCCAGAGCUGAGAUGA